ACCUGUCCCAGUUGGGUACGACUCUGCCCCCGCCGCCUCUCAGGUCCCCUCAGGGUGAAGCGGCACAUGGUCUGGUCCGGAGGGGACCCCGGCGCGCGCGGAGACUCCGGGGACUGAAGGGCGGCGUGCGCGCGCAUGCGCGGAGGCGCGGUGUGGGGGCGGGAGCCGCGCAGCCCCUUCCCCGAGUCGGUGAAGACCGUUGCUAGGAAGAACUCUGGGCAUGAUGUCAACACCUUGCAUGUGAUGAUGGCUCAACUCUUAAGAUCUCGUCUGAUAAACGCUGCGAUGAUUCGUAAUCGAAUGAACAUGCUCCCAUCUCUUGGAGUCGUUGGAAACAGAAUGAUGUCAACUCAUAAGUCACCAAAGAAGAUGAGAGAAUAUUACAGGCGGCUGAAUCUGGAAGAAGGAUGCUCUGCAGACGAUGUCAGGGAAUCUUUUCGGAAGCUCGCCAAGCAAUACCACCCAGACAGUGGCUCUCCUACAGCGGAUUCUGCAACGUUCAUAAAGAUCGAAGAAGCAUACAGGAACGUGCUUUCCCACGUGACGCAGCAAACGAACGCCCGGCAGAAGAAAGUGGAAGACGCAGAGGAUGAGGAAGAAAACUCCAAAUAUAAAGCACCCCAACACAGGCAUUACUUAAGUUUCGAAGGUAUUGGUUUUGGAACUCCAAGUCAACGAGAGAAGCAAUACAGGCAGUUUAGAGCAGACCGUGCCGCUGAGCAAGUGAUGGAAUAUCAAAAGCAGAAGCUGCAUAGCCAGUACUUCCCUGAAAGCUUAACUGUCAAAGAUGUGAGACAGACUAAAGAACAAAAGAUCACUCAAGCCAUUGAGCGGUUAGUGGAGGAUCUCAUCCAGGAGUCAAUGGCAAGAGGAGACUUCGAUAACCUCAGUGGGAAAGGAAAGCCUCUACAGAAGUUUUCCGGCUGUUCAUAUAUUGAUCCCAUGACUCACAACCUGAACAGAAUAUUGAUAGAUAACGGAUACCAACCAGAAUGGAUCCUAAUGCAAAAGGAAAUAAAGGGUACUAUUGACCAACUCCGAGAGUCCAUUGUGGUGUCCAGGAAAAAACUGGGGAAUCCCAUGACGCCCACUGAACAGAAACAGUGGAACCAAGUUUGUGAGCAGUUUCAAGAAGACAUCAGAAAACUAAACAAGCGAGUGAACGAUUUUAAUUUGAUUGUUCCCCUCCUCACCAGGCAGAAAGUCCAUUUUGAUGCGCAGAAAGAAAUCGCGAGAGCCCAGGAAGUAUACGAGACCUUUAUCAAAUCCACGGAGGCCACAGAGAAAAACCCAGACAACAUUGAUCAGGGCGAAGGGGAGAAAGCGCCUGGAGUCAAGACAGGGUUUUUCAGCUGGAGGAAUAUGUGGCAGUUCAUUAAAGCCUGACCAUUUCCACGCGCACGGCCCCGCCCCAAGUCCUUUCAGCUGUGCUGACAUCAGACAGAGAGGCCGGGGCGUAUGGCCGUCACACAGGAGUUUGAGAACUGUGUGCUGUACUUUUCACAAAACCGACCACGGCUCUGCUGAUGUGUGAGGAGAAAGCUGGGAGAGACUGUCACAGAAAUGCCACCCAGCUUUGCUCUGGGUGAGAAGGAAAGAAGAGACGCUCUAAGAAAUCAAUUUAAUCCAUUGCCAAGUGUAAUCGCCAGUCAUCAGGUGAGAUGCGCUAGGACAGGGACUUGGGCUGCGAAUCAUAAAGGGCGUUCCAGAUGUCGUGGUGCAGAUUUAAUCUCUAAUAACUUCAAACCAGUUGCCAUUUGCCAUCUUCAAACACAGGCACUUCAACAACAACAACAAACCAAAAACAUCAAACGUCAUAAACCUCAACAAGCAUGUAGACAGCUGGGUUAUCAAAGCUCAAAACUGCUGUAAGACUUUGGGACACUCGGGCGGAAACGUUAAGAUGAGGACAGCACCCUCUGGAGUCACUGUUUUUCUUUAUAAAGGUCUGUGGGCACUGAAUUUUAAAAGUAUAUCUGGGUUGUACUUUUUCCUGACCAACUUCACCAUCCAUUGGCUGCAGAAAUGGCCCGGCCACGCUGGUGACUUAGCUAUUCUAGAAACAGACCCCUGGGUCCACUGUCAGAGCUUUCAGUGCAUGUUCUGGUCUCCAGGAGUGGAAAGCCCUUGGGCUCAAUGGGAACCUAAGAUUUCACUUCUGGCUUCAUCUCUCCUCAGAGAUUGAAAUGAUAGGUUUACAUAAACGUCCCUGAGGUGUGUCUCUGUCAUAUAUGGGACUCCCCAGAGCCUUUGUCAGCCACGUGAAAACCUCCGUUUCCUGCCUUAGGGCUCGAAUUUCCUGUCUUAGGAACCCUUCAGUGAACAGACAAUAUGCCUGAAUGUACCUUUGGCAAAUGACACGGAGUUUGACCUUCGUGAGAUGGUUGUGUCCCGUCCACUUUAAGAAAAUCUGACUUUCUGAGGUGUAAGUGCUCUGGCCACAGAAUUGGGCAACCCGAGGGUCUGGGGCGUGGUCACAAGGAGCAGGUCAUGUCCUCGCCUACCCCACAGCGCUGCGUUCUGGAUGCGGUGCAGAGCGUGGCGCGGGCCGCCUCCUGUGUGAACAACAGCUGUUCCGUAAAACGUGAUCGUUAAAACAAAACUACGUCUUCAAAAGGAAAUUCAGACCUUUUUGCUUAGAGAUGGGGCAUUGAUUGCUAUAGGAUGUGACUGUUUUAUUGAUGAGUUGUUUGGCUUCUAGAAUGAUAGCAUUACUCUAAACAAAAUGGUGGACAGUACAACAUACAGCUUUAUAAAAUUUCCAGAACAUUUAAAAGGCGAUGAUUCUGUUAGUCUUGCGAAUAAGGGAAUUCAAUGUGUGACACCCAAUUGCAUUGAAGGAACAUAUAGCAAGGAAACCAUUUUCAAUAUUGGAUAAUGGGAAGGUGAAAUGAUAAAAAAAACUCUGGUAAAUCCUUAAUUUCAGCACAGCACACUUUAUGUUUGUAAAUGUUAAUAAAGUUAAUUUUAAUGAUUA
Myotis myotis is the source of this 2977-nucleotide messenger RNA. RefSeq names its product DnaJ heat shock protein family (Hsp40) member C28 (gene DNAJC28). The record is from RefSeq and is a predicted model, not a curated record. NCBI's taxonomy places the organism in Eukaryota, Metazoa, Chordata, Mammalia, Chiroptera, Vespertilionidae.